Messenger RNA from Exophiala bonariae, 3192 nucleotides. RefSeq lists its product as uncharacterized. The coding region runs from base 1 to 3192 and encodes 1063 amino acids. NCBI's taxonomy places the organism in Eukaryota, Fungi, Ascomycota, Eurotiomycetes, Chaetothyriales, Herpotrichiellaceae. The record is from RefSeq and is a predicted model, not a curated record. The transcript has 3 exons.
AUGGGAUCUGUCUAUCGAGGAGAUCGUUUCGACGAUUCCCGCACCUCAGUCUCUUCCGCUCGAAGAGAUGGCGGCGGCUAUACAACCCGCACCCGCUAUAUUGUGAAGGAAGAUGAUGCUCGGUCUUCCAUUGGUCGAGACCAUCGAAUCAUUCCCGAGCGCGCCGAGCGAAUUGAGGAAACACGCAUCACUCGACGCGAGGUUGAAGAACCCGUUCGUGAAGCUCGUCGAGAGGAGCCUCGCUACACUGAGCGUGAAUUGGUCAUUCGUCGUGACCGCGACGAUGACAAUCGCAGUCAGUAUAAUUACGACACAAGACGUGAGGAGCCCGCUACCGUUGAAAAGGAAUUAAUCAUCCGACGUACUACUGAGCAAGAGCCACGUCGAGAUGAUGCUGCUUCCGUUGUACGUUAUGAUGAUCGUCCACGUGGCGAUGUUAGGGUCACUGAGACCCGCUACCGUGACGACUAUGAAGUCCUUUCCCCUACCAGAGGCAUGGACGACAGGGACCGGGACUUGCAACGUUAUACACGCACUUCUGAGUACUACAGUCCCCCUCAGCCUCAAACUAUUGUCAUCCGACAGGAACCCAUCAUUAUUCGAGAGCGUAUACGGGAUGAUGACUACCAGAUUGUUCGGAAAUCGGAUAUCGAGGAUGAUCGAACCGUCGUCCGUAGAGACCAACCUCGAGGCGAGGAAGACUUCUUUUACGAGAAAAAGGUUCGUGAACGAAUAGAAGAACCACGUCGCGAUGAAGACGACUACUAUGAGCGCCGCACCAGACGCCGUUCAGUUAGUCCUCAUGAUUCCGUCUCUCAAAGAGGCCGCGACUACAGCAGUGAUGAUAGCAUGGUCUACGUACGGAAGGAAGUUCGAGAAGAUAGCCGUGAAGCUAGUCCAGAUCGUCGCAAGAAUCUUGCUGCCGGUGUCGCUGCCGGCAUUGGUGCUGCAGAGUUGCUCAGAAACCAUAAGAAGAAAGAAGGCCGUGAGACAUCCCAUGGAAUUGGCCGCUUGGGUCGAGACCUUGGUGCAGGUGCUUUAGGCGCCGUUGCCGCCGAGGGAAUCUCACGUGCGAGAUCGGCUCACAGAAGCAAGAGUAGACGCCGUUCCAGGGAUCGCCGCUCCCGAUCACGAUCUCGCUCUAGAGACCGUGACCGCGACCGUCGCUCUCGUUCACGGAAUCGAAGAAGCAGAUCUAGAUCCAGGUCAUCUUCAAGGUCCAAGUUGAAGACCCUCGGUGCGCUUGGCCUAGGAGCAGCCGCCUUGGCCGCGGCAGCCACAGUUGCCUCCAAGCGUCUUGGUAACAAGAAGGAAGUUGAAGAACCUCCCCGACGCAGCCGAUCUCGCCGUCGGAGAGACGAUACCCUUUCCGAACUCGAGAACGAUCCCACAGCAGACGAUGCUCGCAACCCCAAACAUCGUAACAAACGAAUUGCAGAAGCUGGUGCUGCCGGUGCUGUUGUUGCUGGUCUCAUUGAACGAGCAAGAAGCAAAUCUCGAGGGCCUCGUGAUCAAAGCAAAGUGAGACAAGCACUGCCAGUCGUUGCGGCCGGCUUAGGUAGUGCCGCUCUCGCUGGCUUGUAUGAAAAGAACAAGGCCAAGAAAGAGGCGGAAGUGGUCCAAAAGGAAGAGCGUCGUGCACGCUCAAGAUCGAGAAGUCGAGCUAGGACUGAUGCCUACUAUGACGGUCCAAGAGAUGCUGCCGUCAGUGAUCCAGGUUUGAUCGAGUAUGGUAAUGGGCCAAUGCAUGGAAACAAUUUUGGCCCAGACUACUACGGCCGACCCGCUCCUGUUGAUAACUAUUAUGGCGCUUCCAAUGCCGUGGUACCAGCUGCGGCUGCUGGGGCAGCAGGUUAUGCUGCCCAGCGAGGAACAAGAAGUCGCAGUCGCAGUUUGAGCCGAGAACGCCAUUCCCGACGAUCAUCUCGCAGUUCGAGUGCCUCUCCAGGGAGACGCCACCACAGUCGGAGGCGCUCACGAGACGCCGAUAGAUAUGGCGCAGCAGGCGCGAUUGGAGGUAGCGAGUACAACCGACGCAAAGAAGAAAAGAGAGAGCGCAAAGCACGGAGACGUGCAGAAGAAGAACAGGCCGCCGGUUAUAGAGGUCAUGAUGGUUAUGAAGACCCAUACAACCCGGGCGUUCCGUACGCUGCUACCCCAGAUCCUUAUGCCUCGCAGUCAGGCUUCUAUCCACAGACCAGUCAAUUCCCACCACCACCAGGUGCUAUGCAGUAUAAUCCACAAAAUCCAGCCGCACCGGUCCCAGGGGCUGCCCCAUACGGUGCUCAGAAUUACCCGCCACCUCCAGCUGGACCGCCUCCAGUUGUUAACAAUUAUGAUGCAUACGCAACUGGUGCCAAUCCGUAUGCUCCGCGUGGCCCUGAAAAUGUGAGUGCUGCGCCGAAUCCUGUGUUUGGCAAUCUUUUUACACCCGCCACUCCCAAUGACCAGCACCAUGUACAAGAUGGUAUAAGUCGGGAGGUUCCUGCUCAGGCUCCACCAUACAUCAACAUACAACCACCUUCAACAACAAUGCCAUUGAGCCAUCCUGUUCCCGUUCCUAUCUCGACCACCAUUCCUUCGCAUACUUAUCCUCCUCCGGACGACAUAUUGCCACAACCACCUUCAUCUCUACGUGAAUUACCAUCAUCGCCACCUCCCUCUAGCCCGAGGAAAAGCGUUCAAUUUUCUGAGAAACCAGAAGUAUCAACCUUCUCUGAUCCAAAUCCGAUAGACCCAGAAGCCGAGGGCUCGGAACAUCAUCAUCGACACAGGCACUCUCAUUCAAGAGGAUAUGACGCAGAAGACGACACUGACACAACUCCCGAUGAUUCAAGGAGACGUAGCCAGGAACACUCCGGAAGGUCCCUGGAAGCCGAGGAUGCCAUCAACGGGAAUGAGAAACGAAGACACCGGAGACGACGCUCACAUGAUCCAAGCUCAUCGAGGAGAGAACCAAGCUCGAGAGACAGGCCACCUGAGCGUGUAGCCAGCCCCGCAGAUUCCGAGGGGACAGUCGAUUUACCACCACGAUUCGACGAAAAGGGGAGGAAGAGAGCAGAACAAGGCGAUGAUCCUCUUGCUGACAAAGUUGAAGAGCUCCUAUCUGGUAAAGGCGCAGCAGGAAAAGUGUUGGGCAAUUUUCUCGACGGGCUCUUUGGACCCGAUGGACGGGGCAAGAAGAGCAGGUGA